Aspergillus heteromorphus CBS 117.55 is the source of this 2177-nucleotide messenger RNA. Its product is annotated as putative phosphatidylinositol-3,4,5-trisphosphate 3-phosphatase. The coding region runs from base 235 to 1932 and encodes 565 amino acids. Gene Ontology annotation, cellular component: nucleus; cytosol; plasma membrane. Gene Ontology annotation, molecular function: protein tyrosine phosphatase activity; phosphatidylinositol-3,4,5-trisphosphate 3-phosphatase activity; protein tyrosine/serine/threonine phosphatase activity. Lineage: Eukaryota; Fungi; Ascomycota; Eurotiomycetes; Eurotiales; Aspergillaceae. The record is from RefSeq and is a predicted model, not a curated record. Gene Ontology annotation, biological process: cell motility; regulation of phosphatidylinositol 3-kinase/protein kinase B signal transduction; phosphatidylinositol 3-kinase/protein kinase B signal transduction. The transcript is spliced from 3 exons.
GGGAUUUCCAGUUCCUGACAGCUAGAUCUAAUAAACCCCUUGCGUGCAAGAAAUUAAUUCACAUAUUCUGGUCCGUAAGAAUUCUCCGAGAACCACACCACCUCCCCGUUGACCCGUGCGUCAUUCCUGGCAACAGCUUUGCCGCAGAUUAAUUCUACAUCACUAUAUCUGUUAGUAGGACGCCACUUGCUGAAGAAUCACCUCAUAUCCGCAGCGCCCAACUCUCUUGACCCCAUGGCGUCGAUCCUCCGGCAGAUUGUGGCCGGCCCUCGACUACAACAUCCGGAAGCUGGUCUAGAUCUCUGCUAUGUGAGCGAUAACAUCAUCGCCACCUCCGGCCCCUCCUCCAACUACCCGCAACGUGCCUACCGAAAUCCCCUCGACGAACUAGUCAAAUUCCUCGACUACAAGCAUGGCGCCGACUGGUGCAUCUGGGAAUUUCGCGCCGAAGGUACUGGCUACCCGGACUCGGAGGUCUACAAUCGCAUCCAUCACUACCCCUGGCCGGACCACCACCCGCCCCCGUUCGCGCUCAUCCCCGCCAUGAUGGGCAGUAUGUAUAACUGGAUCCACAGGCUGGAUGAGCCAGAUGCGAAGGAUAAGAAGAAUCGAGUCGCAGUCGUUCAUUGCAAGGCUGGGAAGGGCCGCAGCGGGACCACCGCAUGCAGUUACCUGAUCAGCCAGGAGGGGUGGAAAGCGGAGGAUGCACUGCAACGAUUUACCGAGCGACGGAUGCGAGUCGGGUUCGGAGCUGGGGUGAGCAUCCCCAGCCAGCUGCGAUGGGUGGGGUAUGUGGACCGGUGGGCGAACCAAAUGGAGAAGAAGUAUAUCGAGCGGCCGGUGGAGAUCCUCGAAGUGCACGUUUGGGGCCUGCGAGAUGGCGUCAAGGUUGCCGUGGAAGGGUUCAUCGACCAAGGGAAGAAGAUCAAGAAAUACCAUUUGUUCCACCGGAGCGAGCGGACGGUAGUGGACGACGGGGAGUCGAAGACGAUGCCCACGGGCUUCACGACAGACCGUAGUAAUGGAAGCAGUCACAAAAAGCAGCUUUCAUCCGCCGCGACGCUCCCCACCAGCACCGAUAGCCCUUCAUCGGCCACCGACUCGCCCGUCACACCUCCCCCCGACACCUCAGCAAGAACAGACUCGCCCCCCAAACACACCUCCGCCGUGAUCUACCGCCCCAGCAAGCCCAUCAUCCUGCCCUCCUCCGACAUCAACAUCGACUUCGAACGUCGCAGCAAAGCCGCCUACACCGGUUGGGCCAUGGUGACCUCGAUCGCCCACGUCUGGUUCAACGCCUACUUCGAAGGCGGCGAUAAGAACGACUCGGGCGUCUUCGAAGAGGAAUGGGACGCCCUAGACGGGAUCAAAGGCACCACGCGAAAGGGCGUCCGAGCCCUCGACCGAGUCAAGGUCGUCUGGCGAUAUGCCCAAGAGCCGGGCACGCCCCAAGGCCAAUCCAUCUCCGAGCCCAAACCAGGUGAACCCAUCGUAGAAACCCAACCGCCCGACUGGCACAUCCACAGCACCGACACCCCUCGCGAACAGUCCCUUCACGGCCAGGAAAACGUUCCAUCGCAACCCGACAAGAACAAGGACAAAGACAAAGACACAGACACAGACUCCGCUCCAUCAUCAUCAUCAAGACAUAGCCAUGACCACGACCACGACCACGAGGAGCACACCCUCCUCGCAAACAUCAGCACCGCCGCCACCGUUGCCUCCAGCGCAGUAGCCGGUCUAGGCCACCAGCUCGGCCUCCGCAAACAAACCGAUGAAAGCAAAGACGUCAGUCUCGCGGGCAGCGAAGACGAAUCCCAGGGGUCGGCGAGUAGCGGCUCGAAGAUGAAAGCCAAGAUCAAGCACAAGACCAAGACAAAGACUGGGUCAUCGUCCGUUGAGGAAAAUGGCGGUGACAAGGGUCCUAAAUAGAACUAUGGCUCCCCCUACCUGUUAUCCUUUUUAUCUUGGGAUUGGUGUUGCACAUUAUUAUGUAUGAGUAGGAAGGAGUAUGGUGAUUUGUUGUUGCUGUUGUUGUUGUUGUUGUUGUUUCUUAUUCAUUGUUGCUUGAGGAUUUGGUUACACAUAUACAUACAUACAUACAUACAUGUAUAGUAGACAAAACAGACAGACACGGAUUCGGUGUUCAUUGUACAUAGUAUUAUACACGAUUAUAC